AUGACGUUUAGCCGCUGCCACACCCCUCCACCGGGUACCGAGAGUUUGGACUAUGACCUUCACGAGAGCCCCAUGAUCAUGCAGUUUGUGAACAAUCAGCAGAUGGCGCUGACCCAGGGGAACUGCUUUCUCCGAUCUUUGGGUCAGAGUAGCCUCUGGAGGCAGAACGGCCGUGGUAUCAUCCGCUGGCUCAUCAUCUGCCUAGCGGGACUUAGCACAGGCUUCGUUGCCUCGAUGAUCGACCUGGGCCUGGGGUAUUUUCAGAAGCUGGAGUUCUUCCUUCUGAAAUCCAGCAUCAAGGCCAACGAUCACUGGGCCCCGACGUAUUUCGUGUUCUUGGCAUUUCGCAUGGCGUUGGCCAGCGUGGCAGGCUUCUGCGUUUGUUUCGUGGAGCCUUUGGCUGCUGGAUCUGGAAUCCCCGAGAUCAAGUCUUUCCUGAACGGAUUUGGAUGCACAAGCUAA
This is a messenger RNA of Symbiodinium necroappetens, 462 nucleotides long. Lineage: Eukaryota; Dinophyceae; Suessiales; Symbiodiniaceae. The record is from the annotation of a GenBank genome assembly.